AUGUUGGGGGAGAAUCGACGCGACGAGAUACCGCGAUGGGCGCUGCUGCGAGGGAAAUGGAGAGGGAAAUUCGUGCCACAUUCCGGUUUGAUGUGUGGAGAGAUGGACCGUUUCCGCUGCGACCUGAAAAUACGCAACGGUCUGACACCGUUGUAUUUCACGACGCUAACCUCGCUGGCUGGUCGACAGUUGUCCGUAAUCGUUCCUCAUUGCGAUCAGGUUCUGUUCUGUUUGUGCGUCAGCAUUCAAUGGGCGAACGCGGUCGCGGUGUGCACUUGCUGGUACCACUUCACCGGUAUGUCUGCAUCGGACCAGCACGAGACCGGGUUGGACAUGACACCGAUGAUGUGCUUCCAGCCGUCGGGUCGUUUCAUGUUAGCCACAUGGUUCAGUUGGCCAGCGGCCAUCGAAGAAGAUGACCGGCCAGGAACCGGCGGCGAAGCCUCGGCGGCUUCGGUGCAGAGUCGACAACAAGUGAAAAACAAAUUCGCCCGCCGCCGAUCGCAGCUCGUACCGUCAAGACGACGACGACGAGUCACGCCGUUCCUCCGACGCUUCUUUGAGCACUCGGUCCUCGAAAGCGCGCGCCGGCGAACUCCUUGCUUCCACCUGCGACUCACACUCACCUCACCGGUGGAACCGCGGGCACACGGACGCCAGGUUCGAGUUUUGUUGUUGACCAACGUGACCGAACUGUCUCGGUCCUAG
Molecule: messenger RNA, 708 nt
Organism: Soboliphyme baturini
Lineage: Eukaryota; Metazoa; Nematoda; Enoplea; Dioctophymatida; Soboliphymatidae
Source: the annotation of a GenBank genome assembly